Messenger RNA from Tricharina praecox, 1340 nucleotides. Its product is annotated as kinetochore-associated protein Dsn1/Mis13. The record is from RefSeq and is a predicted model, not a curated record. The transcript is spliced from 4 exons. Gene Ontology annotation, cellular component: MIS12/MIND type complex. Lineage: Eukaryota; Fungi; Ascomycota; Pezizomycetes; Pezizales; Pyronemataceae. Bases 153 to 875 code for a protein of 240 amino acids. Gene Ontology annotation, biological process: mitotic sister chromatid segregation; cell division.
CAUGAUGCAGAGCGGUUUAGUGGGUAUGACAUAAUCCGAACUCAUCCUGUCACUCGGGAGCAGAGACAUCUGACAUUUUUUAUUUUUCUGCAGCUGCUCCACACGGCGAAAUUUCACACGAAGAGUUCUACAAACACAUUGGGUCCGAUGAGAUGGAAAACACAAGGAUGAAGCAGCUUCUCGUGUGGUGCGGUCGAAGGGCAUUGGACAGUCUCGGGGAUGCACCACCGGUACCACCGCCGUCGCAAGGGAGUAGCGGCGGUGUGGACCAGAGUGCACGUCAUAUCGCACGGGUGAUAGCUGAAAGUGUGGUCAAGGAGAUCUCGACCAACGGAGCGUUGUCGACAUGGUUCACACGGGCAAACUCACCGGCUUCUGCAGCGAUCAAGAAACCCAACCCGAAGAACGAGGAGAACCAGACAAAAGAGAAGGAGCUUCUAGCCCAGUUAGAGUCACUCGAUACCGAAUGCAGCACCUGGAAAGCGCUUCGCGCACUCGACAAGCCGGACUUCCCCUUGCUACCAGCAGAAGGCGAUGACGAUCACACGGCGUUACUUCGCCCCGCGGAGCGUGCUUUUGCCGAAGCACGUCGAAGCGGGGACGAUGUCAUCGCCGCAGCAAAACGCCUCGUAAAACAGCAAACCACAGACAUCGAAUUCGAUAUGGAUCGGUUCGCGGACAGCGUGCACCGCCUUCAGAUUUACGGCGAUGCGGCUGAUCGAUUAGCGGGUCAGGUUCUCGUCGGAGCUGGCGAGGCGGUUAGAAGGAACGACGCGAUUGUAAAGAAGACGGUCGGAACCGAUGGUUUACCCUUACAAGAAGUGCUACGGUCCAUAUCGAACACCUCUCACCACCACCUCCACGCUGCAUCGUGAUGUCACCCCGCAUGGAAUCGAGUCGGUCACAGGGUCACCAAGGAGAAGGAUUGGGGAUCUGGGAAAGUUUAUCGGAAGCGGGCGUGGUUAUCUCGUCUUGGGUCGCCGGGGUCGGGAGGGGAGGCUGGGACUUGCUUUGGAGGAUUUUUGCUUUUUUGAAAUUCAACCUGGCUACUUGACUUGCGCAUGCUGCUUCUUCUUUUUUUAUUUGCUUUCUCGGGUGAAAUUUGCGGGUUUUUUUUUUCUUGCUUCUUUCCUUUUCCUUUCGAUUGGGGCGUACUCUAUACUUGUAUUUUCGUGUCGUCGCGGUGUUUUAUUUUUCCUCCGCUUUUGCUUUUGCUUUUUUUGUGCUGGAGGGUUACAAUUAUGCCGUGUCGUGGUGUGUGUGUGUAUGUGUGUGUGUGCUUGCACGAUGCUUCCCAAUCCCCCGCCCGCCGCCCGCCCGCUGUGGGAAUGAACGCACGG